This is a messenger RNA of Fukomys damarensis (Damara mole-rat), 1965 nucleotides long. It is a transcript of the gene Pitx2, whose product is annotated as paired like homeodomain 2. The coding region runs from base 1 to 1368 and encodes 455 amino acids. The transcript has 5 exons. Gene Ontology annotation, biological process: anatomical structure morphogenesis; regulation of transcription by RNA polymerase II. The record is from RefSeq and is a predicted model, not a curated record. Gene Ontology annotation, cellular component: nucleus. Gene Ontology annotation, molecular function: RNA polymerase II cis-regulatory region sequence-specific DNA binding; DNA-binding transcription factor activity, RNA polymerase II-specific. NCBI's taxonomy places the organism in Eukaryota, Metazoa, Chordata, Mammalia, Rodentia, Bathyergidae.
AUGGAAAAGCGCUCCGGACCGGAGAGGCCCGAGGCCAGCAGCGCCUUCCCUUCCAGCAGGGGAGUGCUGCCUGUGCGGCCGGUGGCUCUGAGGUCUGCAGAGGAGCGAGCGCUCACUGAGGACGGACACUGCUGCGGUGGCCUCCCAAAUGUGAGCGUGCAAAGAGUGGCGAGCGCUCUUCGGAGCACACGGACACUCAGAUCCACUGUUCUCUGUGCCCCCGAGUGUCCAGGUUUGGUGAUAACCAAGUGCCAGCUAAGAGGUUCUGACCUCUGGUCGUGCGAGGACAUAAAGCCCCCCGCAGCCGGGCCUCAAUCCCUUUCCGGAUUAAAGAGUAAGGCUACAAAAGGGAUUGUGCUUGUGCGGAGGGAGCGACUCAGGCCAAGGAAACCCGCGGACCCAACCUCGAAGAAGACAAAGGGCCCAGUCCGGGCUCUGGCGUCCACGCCGCCGGCCCCGCCCGCCCUGCACACCGACUGUCUCCAGCGUCCCUGGGCCGCUUUCUCGGUGGCCUGCAGUUCACCUGCAGUUCUGGUGUCCCUCACCCUUCACAUCGUGUGGAGCUGCCUUAUCCUUGUGUGGUUGUGUUUCUUCGCAGAGAAAGAUAAGAGCCAGCAGGGCAAGAAUGAGGACGUGGGCACCGAGGACCCGUCCAAGAAGAAGAGGCAGCGGCGGCAGCGGACUCACUUUACCAGCCAGCAGCUGCAGGAGCUGGAAGCCACUUUCCAGAGGAACCGCUACCCAGACAUGUCCACGCGCGAGGAAAUCGCUGUGUGGACCAAUCUCACGGAAGCCCGAGUCAGGGUUUGGUUCAAAAAUCGUCGGGCCAAAUGGAGAAAGCGGGAGCGCAACCAGCAGGCCGAGCUAUGCAAGAACGGCUUCGGGCCGCAGUUCAACGGGCUGAUGCAGCCCUAUGACGACAUGUACCCGGGCUACUCCUACAACAACUGGGCCGCCAAGGGCCUCACGUCGGCCUCCCUGUCCACCAAAAGCUUCCCCUUCUUCAACUCCAUGAACGUCAACCCCCUGUCGUCGCAGAGCAUGUUCUCCCCGCCCAACUCCAUCUCGUCCAUGAGCAUGUCGUCCAGCAUGGUGCCCUCGGCGGUGACGGGCGUCCCGGGCUCCAGCCUCAACAGCCUGAAUAACUUGAACAACCUGAGCAGCCCAUCGCUGAAUUCCGCGGUGCCGACGCCCGCCUGUCCCUAUGCGCCACCGACCCCCCCGUACGUUUACAGGGACACGUGUAACUCCAGCCUGGCCAGCCUGAGACUGAAAGCUAAGCAGCACUCCAGCUUCGGCUAUGCCAGCGUGCAGAACCCGGCGUCCAACCUGAGCGCCUGUCAGUACGCGGUGGACCGGCCUGUGUGAGCGGCGGCCUGGGCUGGUGCUGGGCCUGCAGAGACUGGGGACCGCCCAGGAGGUCGGGCACUAAGGCGGGAAGUUGGGGAGGAAAGGAAACCACUGAAUUCAAGAGCGCGCCUUUGAUGUCAAAGGCCUGUCCUGGCCGCGACACCUUUUACCCUUUUACGAAAGUAUUUCCAACAGUUGCAAGGACAGGGACGCAAAUGUUUGACUGGAUAUGACAUUUUAACAUUACUAUAAGCUUGUUAUUUUUUAAGUUUAGCAUUGUUAACGUUAAAAUGACUGAAAGGAUGUAUAUAUAUCGAAAUGUCAAAUUAAUUUUAUAAAAGCAGUUGUUAGUAAUAUCACAACAGUGUUUUUAAAGGUUAGGCUUUAAAAUAAAGCAUGUUAUACGGAAGCGAUUAGGAGUUUUCGCUUGCGAGCAAGGGAAUGUAUAUACUAAAUGCCACACUGUAUGUUUCUAACAUAUUAUUAUUAUAAAAAUGUGUGAAUAUCAGUUUUAGAAUAGUUUCUCUGGUGGAUGCAAUGAUUGUUUCUGAAACUGCUAUGUACAACCUACCCUGUGUAUAACAUUUCGUACAAUAUUAUUGUUUUACUUUUCAG